CAGAGAAUCACAAGGGGACCUCUCUCUUGUUUUCCUUUUCUCUGGCUUGUUAUUUUAACCUGGCGCUUUCAAAAACUAAAUCCAUUUUUUUUUCUCGUUAGCGCCACAUCGAAUUUAAAGCACAGCGCAGUUUCACAAUGCCACUUCUUUUCAGAAUAAACUGCUUUUAUCGUAAUUUUUCACCCGCACACCCUCGUCUUUUUUGUCAUCCACAGUGAAUUUAGCACAGGUCUGACCCAGUUUUAAGUGUGUUUGCCUUCACUGCACCCCAUGUGUUAGUGCGAGCCGCCGGUGGAGAUGUUUUCGGCAGGAGAGGAGGUUCAUUCCCAGUUGUUUACCUCACUGACGGAGUCCUCUGGAGCUGCAAUCUCCCCAACACUGGAGCUCAGUCUAACUACCGUCUACACCGUCCUCUACUGCCUCUUGUUUGUUUUCGUCUACCUGCAGCUCUGGCUCAUUUUGCACUACGGACACAAACGUUUCAGCUACCAGAGUGUGUUUCUGUUCCUGUGCUUGCUGUGGGCAGCGCUGCGGACGACGCUCUUCUCUUUCUACUUUAAAAAUGUGGUGCAGGCCAACCAGCUGCAGCCUCUGGCCUACUGGCUGCUCUACUGCUGCCCCGUCUGCCUGCAGUUCUUCACCCUCUGCCUGCUCAACCUCUACUUCACACAGGUGAUGUUCAAAGCUAAAGCCAAGUAUUCACCAGAACUCACAAAGUACAAGGUUCCCCUGCGUUUGUUCUUCCUGUGUCUCAGUAUAUUUUUCCUGGUGGUGAAUUUAACUUGUGCAUUGUUGGUGCAAGGAGCUCUAGAGCGCUCUGAAUCACCAAGUGAUGGGGGUGUCAGACAUGCAGUCUUGGCACGGGUCCUGAUCAAUGACAGUCUGUUUGUGCUGUGUGCCAUAUCUCUGGCUGUGUGCGUCUUCAAGAUCGCCAAGAUGUCAUCUGCCAACGUUUAUCUCGAGUCCAAGGGUACAUCGGUGUGCCAAGCGACAGCCAUCGGUGCCAUGGUGAUUCUCCUCUACACGUCCAGAGCCUGUUAUAACCUGGUGGUGGUGGCCCUUUCCCCACAGGACAGACUCAGUCCCUUUAAUUAUGGCUGGUACAGUGUUUCUGAUCAGGCUGAUGUACAGGAGAUCAGCGGUGAGACCUACAUCGUGUUUGGGAUCAUUCUGUUCUUCUGGGAGCUGCUGCCUACCAGCCUAGUUGUGGUUUUCUUUAGAGUCCAGAGACCCAACCAAAACCUGGCUCCAGGAGGUAUGAUCAACAGCCAUAGUUUCAGCUCCAGGGCUUAUUUAUUUGACAAUCCCAGGCGGUAUGACAGUGAUGACGACCUGUCCAGAAGCAUCAAUAAUAGGACUGAUCGGACCAGUCUACUGUCUACCACACCCCAAAUGGGAACAUCCACUUGGUAUGGCUCCAUACAGCGUAAUGCGCCUUUAGCAGCGGGCGUGGCGUCCGCCCAGCAGCCGCCAUCUUCCACUGCGCCCCUCCUUUUUGCCUACGGAAACAUCCAGAGUCACCAUCACCACCAUCACAACUACUACUCCACCCCGCAGAACAACUACCACCAUCACCAUCACAGUAACUACUAUUCCACGCCACAGAAUUAUCACUGCGGAUCACAGACGUAUUUCUGCACCCCACAAAAUUAAGCUGGAUCUGUCAUCAAGAUCAAAAAAAAAAAAAAAAAAACUGAUUACUAAUUCUGUGUUUUUUGUCAGCUUUCUGCUUAACCGACGGCAUCAUAGCUUGUACUUGUACAAAACUGUUUCUCUGGACCUAGUUGUACAUAAAACUUGGGUCACUAAAUAAUUCUGGAGAAAUAUGGAGGUAUAAAUGACGAAAAAGUUGGCACACCAUGACUACAUGCUUUUUGGGGCCAUCUUUGAACAGGGAACACCAUUCGCAGCACUAGUGGCUAAGAUGCAUUAAAAAAUAUAUAUAUUAUUUUAGUCAAUUUCUGAGAUUGGAACCAUCAAUGACCAGAAAAAUCAUCGUUCUCAUCAACCUUUUUUCUCUUUCCUGGUAAAUUCCACUCAAACACCAUGGAAGGUACAUUUCUGCACUAAGCUAAAGUGGCUAAUCAUGAAGCUGCAACAGCGUGUCAGCGAAGGGUUCAGGAUUUAUAAUAUCAAAUUGUUGUUUGGGUCAUUCGACCAUUUGUAAUAGAAAUAUAAAAAUACAAGAAUUUUAUUUGGCAAUAAAGUCUAAGUUGGGGAAAGUGCACUGUAGGUGGGCUCUUUCAGGAGAACACUGUUCUACAGUUCAGUAUUGAGUUAUCACACGCAUUAACCCUUCUUUGCAUCUUUCUCAAGGUACAGUAUUUAAGAAUGAUAUCAAAAUGGCUACGUAAACACAACAAAAAUCAGUCAUCAACUCUAGCUGGUCACUGGAGACGAGGGCAGCGACCGGGGGGAAAAUGUUGUUUUGUGCGCUUGCCACUGUUUACUAAUGCAGUUACUUUUUAAGAAGAUAAAGCUAAUAAAAAGUUAAAUUAUCAUUCUUUGUUUUGUUUGCUACCCGGAUUGAGCCUAAUCAAGUAGAACUGAUCAGUGCUAUGCGGCUUACUAAUGGACUACAAACGGAAACCAGGAAUCUCUUAAGCUUACAGAUUUCUGUGUAUUCAGAAAUUUGUUUAGAGAUUAGUUCCCACAAUUCAGAUCUGGGGAUGUUCUUCACAGUCCCCUUAUGCUAUACAGAGUGCCCUUGUAGAAUGCCCUUGGGAACAUCCAACCCUUUGUCGUAAUACCAUUAUAAGCUAUGCCAUAGAAAUCUAACCCUGGGAACACAGGGUCUUCUUGUCUAUGAAACUAAAUUAUGUGCUUCUGCAAAGGAGCUUCUCAGUGUGGUUGUGACAGGAAAUAACUUUUGCUAAUUUGCCAGCAGAUGCUGAUGCAGCGAGUGCUAGGUUAUAGCCAGCGCUGACGCUUUCUUAAUCCGUUUAGCCAAGAAAAUCAGCUGAGGCCCAGAAAAAUCAAAACAUAUGAAGCUAAUGAUGUGUUAAGUCAAAGGCAAAUUAUUACCUUGGUUCAGGUGUUUUGGGAAAAUCUACCACGCAAACAGAAAGCUGUCAACAAGCUUUAAGCUGCUGAAUCGCUCCUUUGCUGGCGUGUAAUGUUGGAUGUGACAAAUAAGUUUACAAUUCUUAGAAAAUCCUGCUACAUUUAAAAGGUCAUUUUUGUAAUUGCCCUCUGCAAAGUUAAACCAGCACUUUCACCACCGGGGGGGGGGGGCGUAAUUUUGCCAAUGAGUGUGUUGAAUUAUGUUCAUAUUUCUUUUUUAGCCAUACCCUCAUUUUCUCAGGAGGCUUUGCCUUUCUUUAGAUUGCCAUUAAAAUGGGUGUGUACUUAAUGACUUGCCUGGUUGACUCGGUGCACCCUCUUGUGUUUCAUAUUGGUAUGACAUCAAAGUAUGGCCCAGCCCUAAUUCAACUCAGGUGAUAUUGCUUCAACACAAUUCAGACGAUGUGGACAUGAAGUCAUAGAUUGACUCUUCAUGGCUUAAGUUAACUUUGGAAGGGUUUAAUGAUUUUUUUUUUUUUAUUAAAUGCAGGAAUUUACAAUAGCUGCAUUUUUAAGAUCUGCUUGGCUUCUAGAACAUGCCAUUGCUGAUGUUGGAUAAAAAUAUUUAACGGCUACAUCCAGGCAUGCUUGGACAAACUUACAUGGACAUUCGUGAAGAUGUAAGACUAGAGCCCAAAUGCUAUCACAGAUUCUUGUGGGUGCACACACUGUCAAGAAUUAUCAAUAUGUGGCCUACAUCCAGGUUAACUUGGCCCUUAGGCUGUUCGUUAGGAAGUGAAAGUUUCGGUGAAAAGUGACCAAAAACUCCUUAAGGCACCUAAUUCUUUGAGCUGUGAGGCAACAUUUUGCACUUAGAAAAGGAGUUCACCUUCAGAAGAAAAAUGUAGGUUUUUCUCCUCCUACCUUGUAUUUUCUGCAGUAAUCAUCUGUAUUCUAUAUUUUACUAUUUAUCCUUUUAAAAAAGGAAAUCAAUGUGCCAUCACAUUUUGUCAUAUCUAAUAGUUUCAUUCCUUACGGAAAAUACUUUUGCACAAAAAAAAAAAAAAAAAGGUUGAAUGAUGUCUGCUGUUAAUCGUGUGUCCAAGUUAGUUCAUUUCUAAUUCAUGUGUGUUAAGUGAUAGGUUGAUUCUGUGUGUGUGUGAUCUUAUGCUUUUAUACGUUAGUGGUUUGUUCUACAUUCAUUUUUACUGUCUAACAGAUUAUCCACUUUCCUUCUGCCCCCAUCAUCAUUUCUCAAAUGUUCCAAAUCUCAUAACAGACUACAGGUGUUGCAUUUCACUUCCCCAGACCAGAAUCCCUUCAUCUGUACUACACACCAAAAAAAAAAAAAAAAAAAAAAAAAAGCUCUCCAUGUGUUUUGGGAAUACACUUCAACAGACUUCAGCUGUCAUGAAAGUCGACCUGUAAAUGAUCAUGUGAACUUCAUACCAACAAAGAAAAAAAGCAAGACUGUGAACACGUUUGGUUGAGUUUCAUGGAACAAAUUACCAGUAAAACCAUUUAAACUGCAGUUCAUGCUUUCCAUUGCUUUAUCAAUGCGUUUUACUGGACAUUCUGAAACGCAAUGAAGGAAGUGAAGUUCUUAUUUUUGGGUCCAGUUGUUCAUCUGCAGAGCAGAAUGCAUGUUUCUGUAUCAGAGCGCGACAACUCAGUAUCAUAUUUUCUUUUCCAGGUGUUAAUAUUUGUGUAAAAAUGGUAUUUGCUCUUCCUGCUACAAAAAUGCAGCGAUAACUGUUUAUGUUUAUGAAUUGUUUCAUCUGUGGCCAUACUGAAUGUAAUCUACUGUGCAGCAGAUCACUAAUGAUGUAUGCAAGACAAACACUACCAUGUUUAAAUAAAGGCC
Molecule: messenger RNA, 4867 nt
Organism: Archocentrus centrarchus (flier cichlid)
Lineage: Eukaryota; Metazoa; Chordata; Actinopteri; Cichliformes; Cichlidae
Gene: gpr137c
Product: G protein-coupled receptor 137c
Exons: 8
Coding region: 298-1653 (451 amino acids)
Biological process (GO): positive regulation of TORC1 signaling
Cellular component (GO): lysosomal membrane
Source: RefSeq, a predicted model, not a curated record